This is a messenger RNA of Striga hermonthica, 564 nucleotides long. Lineage: Eukaryota; Viridiplantae; Streptophyta; Magnoliopsida; Lamiales; Orobanchaceae. The record is from the annotation of a GenBank genome assembly.
AUGAGCAAAGAGAUGUCUAAUCCUCCGACCAACCAGAAGCAUCAGUCUACGGUGGCGUACACGGUGGAGCAGCUCAUCGCCGUCAAUCCCUACAACCCCGACAUUCUCCCCGAUCUCGAAAACUACGUUAACGAGCAGGUGUCAUCGCAAACCUACAGUUUGGAUGCAAAUCUUUGCCUUCUGCGUCUCUACCAAUUUGAGCCUGCACGAAUGAGCACCCAGAUUGUUGUUCGCAUUUUAAUCAAGGCUUUGAUGGCAACGCCAGCGCCUGAUUUCAGCCUCUGUCUCUUUCUAAUUCCUGAAAGAGUGCAAAUGGAGGAGCAAUUUAAGACACUGAUUGUUUUGUCGAACUACUUGGAGGCCAUAAACAUUGAGGGCCCCUCUCUGGACAAGAUAAUCGACUACCACACUGCAAACUCUGGUUGGCAAUUUGAGAAGAAGGAGAAAACGGGCCCACUUAUUAUUCUCCCCUGCAAUGAAUUCAACCAUCCCCAGCUCAAGAAAAGUGCUUCAAAUGGCGUACCUUUGGAUAAAAUCGCACGAAUCAUCCCCAUUCUUGGUUGA